ACCGCGUGCACAUGGGCCGCAAGCCUGGCUACUUCUCCUUCCUGGACCCCUUCUCCCCUGCUGUGUGGCUCUUCAUGCUUCUGGCCUACCUGGCUGUCAGCUGCGUCCUGUUCCUGGCCGCCAGGCUGAGCCCCUACGAGUGGUAUAACCCGCACCCGUGCCUGCGGGCACGUCCCCACAUCCUGGAGAAUCAGUACACGCUGGGCAACAGCCUCUGGUUCCCCGUGGGGGGCUUCAUGCAGCAGGGCUCGGAGAUCAUGCCCCGGGCGCUGUCCACACGCUGCGUCAGCGGAGUCUGGUGGGCCUUCACCUUGAUCAUCAUCUCCUCCUACACGGCCAACCUGGCUGCCUUCCUCACCGUGCAGCGCAUGGAGGUGCCUGUGGAGUCGGCCGACGACCUGGCGGACCAGACCAACAUUGAGUAUGGCACCAUCCACGCUGGCUCCACCAUGACCUUCUUUCAGAAUUCACGGUACCAGACGUACCAGCGUAUGUGGAACUACAUGCAGUCGAAGCAGCCCAGCGUGUUUGUCAAGAGCACAGAGGAGGGCAUCGCCCGUGUCCUCAACUCCCGCUAUGCCUUCCUGCUCGAGUCCACCAUGAAUGAGUACCACCGGCGCCUCAACUGCAACCUCACCCAGAUCGGGGGCCUCCUCGACACCAAGGGCUACGGCAUCGGCAUGCCGCUGGGCUCCCCGUUCCGGGAUGAGAUCACACUGGCCAUUCUGCAGCUUCAGGAGAACAACCGGCUGGAGAUCCUGAAGCGCAAGUGGUGGGAGGGGAGCCGGUGCCCCAAGGAAGAGGACCAUCGAGCUAAAGGCUUGGGCAUGGAGAACAUCGGUGGCAUUUUUGUCGUGCUCAUCUGUGGCCUCAUCAUUGCUGUCUUCGUGGCAGUCAUGGAAUUCAUAUGGUCCACGCGGAGGUCGGCAGAGUCAGAAGAGGUGUCGGUGUGCCAGGAGAUGCUGCAGGAGCUGCGGCACGCGGUGUCCUGCCGCAAGACGUCGCGUUCUCGCCGGCGCCGGCGCCCGGGAGGCCCAAGCCGGGCCCUGCUGUCUCUACGCGCCGUCCGCGAGAUGCGCCUCAGCAACGGCAAGCUCUACUCCGCCGGCGCGGGCGGGGAUGCGGGCAGCGCGCACGGGGGCCCCCAGCGCCUCCUGGACGAUCCGGGGCCGCCCGGCGGGGCCCGGCCCCCCGCCCCCACCCCUUGCACCCACGUGCGUGUCUGUCAGGAGUGCCGGCGCAUCCAGGCGCUGCGGGCCUCCGGAGCCGGCGCGCCCCCGCGUGGCCUCGGCGCCCCCGCUGAAGCCACCAGCCCGCCCCGGUCCCGGCCCGGCCCCGCCGGCCCCCGCGAGCUGACCGAGCACGAGUGAUCACGGGCGGGGCCGGGCGGGCGCCCGGACUGACCGCAGGGACUGGGCUCGCCCCAGGCCCCGGCCGCCCUCGCUUCCCUGGUGGGCGAGGGACGGGACUUGUGCCCCCGCGCGCCGGACGCCGCGAUUUUGCCUUCGGUUCCCGGUGAAGUCUGAGGCCCGGCUCCGGAGCCUGCCUGCGCCCCCUAGUGGACUCGCCAGAGGGUGCCGCGGACGCCCGCACUCCGUCCCCCACUGCGAACAAGAGGAGCGCAGGAACCGAGGACUCCGGGGGGGCCGAGGGCUGCAGGGGCUGUUCCCGGAAGCGGAAAGCAGUUCGCGGGGAGAACCCCAUCCUGGGACUGCUCGGGCUCCCCAAGACUUAACGCAGCCCUCCCCACUUCUGGAGAAGUGGGAGGCCUCUGGGCAGAUGGGUGUCCCCUGGUGCCCCUCGACUCUUCUCUUUCUCUCUUUUUUUUGGGGAGAAACCUCGGAAUUUCUAUGAGACCCCCACAGGGAGGGGGUCAGUUGGGCCCCCAUCCCUCCCCCUGCCACACCCCAGUCCCCGUUGGAAUAAAAAAAGAACAAAACCCCAAAA
Physeter macrocephalus (sperm whale) is the source of this 1947-nucleotide messenger RNA. Its product is annotated as glutamate receptor ionotropic, kainate 5. Gene Ontology annotation, cellular component: presynaptic membrane; postsynaptic density membrane; plasma membrane. Gene Ontology annotation, biological process: monoatomic ion transport; synaptic transmission, glutamatergic; modulation of chemical synaptic transmission. NCBI's taxonomy places the organism in Eukaryota, Metazoa, Chordata, Mammalia, Artiodactyla, Physeteridae. Gene Ontology annotation, molecular function: kainate selective glutamate receptor activity; transmitter-gated monoatomic ion channel activity involved in regulation of postsynaptic membrane potential. The record is from RefSeq and is a predicted model, not a curated record. The transcript is spliced from 8 exons. Bases 12 to 1370 code for a protein of 452 amino acids.